Molecule: messenger RNA, 1416 nt
Organism: Sinocyclocheilus anshuiensis
Lineage: Eukaryota; Metazoa; Chordata; Actinopteri; Cypriniformes; Cyprinidae
Gene: and4
Product: actinodin4
Exons: 5
Coding region: 39-959 (306 amino acids)
Source: RefSeq, a predicted model, not a curated record
GCGACGGGACAGACGCAUCACGGGAGAGGUCAGAGGUCAUGAUGUCUGCAGUGAGACUGCUGUCUGCGCUCCUUCUGCUGCUGCCAUGUCAGCUCGAGGCAAAAUCCCUGAUGAAUAUCCUCCAACGGGAAGAUGGUGCUUCAGUCAGGAUCGACUCCAACAAGGCGAAUGAAUUCCUGUCCAGUUCUCGCCCGAGACGCAGCGUCGAUCCACGCUGGCACAGGCAAAGUCCAGAUUUCCAGGCGUAUUACAGAUACUACAGCAGUAUCGGACACACGGAGGGCCUGUAUGAGAUCGACAGGAUCCGCAUGCUGUACCAGCAGAUGAGGCACCUGGAGCAGGUCUACGGCCCCAACGCCUCGUACUACCAGAGCAAACUGGGGGUUCCGCUUCUGCCUCCGCUUCCCAAAUGUGACCCAGCCAAAGACAAGAGCUGCAAGCCGGCUCCGCCCCCAGCUCCGCCCCCAGCUGCUGUCAAAGCCCCCGUGACUCCGCCCAUCGCUCAGGCUGAUGUCGUCUAUCUGUGCAACAGCAAAGACCCCCAGUGCAGGCCGCACAUCGUGUACAUGCCGAGCGGAGCCGUGCCGGUGCUGUGUGACCCGCGCUAUCACCCCACCUGCAAGCUGCAAGGCCCCGCCCCCUCUCCCGUCCCCUCCAAGAAAUACAAUCCGGCCCCGCCCCCUCCGCCGGCCCCCAUCGUCUCCAAGGGAAUGGAGUACGACUGCGACCCUUACUGGGACCCCGACUGCCUGAUCGACCACCCGCCACGGCCCAUCAAAGGUAAAGCCCCGUCGCCGGCGCCCGUGACGGAAGAGGACGAGCCGGAGCUGCGGGUGGCCGUCAGUAAGAAGCAUCCACACCCGUAUUACGCCCACCUUUAUCCCUACAACUACCGCUCCGAGCUCUACGACCCGCUCCGACACGCCUACCCCGCGGCCGAGACGCCACACAGCGCCUAGAGCUUCUGCAUUCAUUGUGAUUCAUUCAUUAUGAUUGAUGUUAAGAAAGUUGAAUAAAAUAUGGAGUAGUUUUCACCCCGUGAGUCUGUCCUGAAUCCUGAGAGCCUGAGGCUGCAGUUAAAGCAGCAGGUUUGAGCCUCAUUAGCUCGAGCUUCACAACUGUUAGCGUUUAAAGUUUUGCAGCGUGAGCAUAAGAAACACAAUAAACCACACACACACACAGCCUGGUUUUGGUGUAAUCUAUUAAAAUGGCUUUGUAAAUCUCUCAGUAUGCAUGCAUUAGCAGACCGUGUAAGAUUCUUUUUUCAACUUUAUUCUUAAAAUAAAGACUUCUGUUUUGAACUUACUGACCUGAGCUUAUUAAAUAGCAUUGUUUCUGAAUUACAUUCACCUGGGAAAUAUUUAGUAGAUAUCAUAUUUUAAUAAUUAGGAAGUUUGUCUUAAAAUUGUAAUGUCC